AGGUCACGUGGUUUACAGCUUAAACACACGAAGCCAUUUUCUUUCUCUGCAACGAAUUAUCCGCACCACUCUCUCCUUUAAUUCCUUAACAAUUCAACAAACUCCUUCCAUUAUCUAAAUCACUUCCUCCACAAAUGCAAGAUGACGAAGAAAAUGGCCUCAUUUGAUUAUUCCCUACAGCUCUCUCUCUCUCUCUCUCUCAUUGUUUUAGCUGUUCAUGCGAUCAAUAAUUUAAUAACGGUUCAAAAAAAAUAUCGAAUUGAUUCCGCCAUUUCCGUACUAAUUUUUGAUUCUUGACAUCACAAAUUACCGAAUACUUAACAACUACUCCAUUCUUCUUGACUUCAAGAACCCCUUCUUCCUUCUUUCUCAAAAACACAGCAAAUUAAGUGAUGGAGAAGCAAAAGAGCUUCUCUGUGAAACCCAUCAAAUUCUUGGUCUCCUCCUUCACUAUUACCUUCUCAAUAAUCUUCGUCAUCUUCUGCUUCACUUGGGUUUUCAAGUCCCCCGCUUCAGUUCAUCUCGGCCCCCAAAAUCUCGGCGUGCAGAGCUCCAAAGAUUUUAGCAACACUUCUUCGGACGAUAUGCUGAAAAAUUCAAUCUUGAUGGAGAAAAAUUACGCGGGCGGUGACAAUUCCUCUUCAUCUCAAGCUGCUGCCCACGUGGCGGAAAGCGAAGGUAGUUUGCUAAUUGCAAAUUCUAGCUCGACCCCUUUUGGUAAUGAUAAUCUGUUUGUUGGUGGUGUUAAUGUUUCGAAUAGUUCUAAACCAACUGUGGAUGAAUCUGUGGAAGUUGUGGAUGUUGAUGAAAAGGUUGAAGAAUUGAAUGGUGUGGUGGUGGAGGGAGUUUCUAGUGAGAGAGAGGUUAGGACAGCAUCUGAUGAGAAAGAAGAUAGUUCAAUCAGAAGUAGUGUUGUUGAUGAGGGUAAGAACAAAGUGGACUGUGAUGUUACAAGAGGGCAUUGGGUUUUUGAUGAAAGCUACCCUUUGUACACAAAUGUUACAUGUCCCUUUAUAGAUGAAGGGUUUAGCUGUGAGAGUAAUGGGAGGUUGGACAAGGAUUUCAUGAAAUGGAGGUGGCAGCCUAAAGAUUGUGACAUUCCUAGGUUCAAUGCUAGUAAAAUGCUGGAGUUGAUCAGAGGAAAAAGGUUGGUGUUUGUUGGUGAUUCACUCAAUAGGAAUCAAUGGGAGUCGAUGCUUUGUUUGUUGAUGCGAGGCGUGAAAGAUCCGAGGAAGGUGUAUGAGGCUCGAGGGAGGAAGAUAACCAAAGACAGGGGGAAUUAUUGUUUCAAGUUUGAGGAAUACAAAUGCACGGUUGAGUUUUAUGUUUCGCACUAUCUAGUCCACGAGAGUAAGGCGAGGAUAGGCAAGAAGAAAGGGCAGACGUUGCGCAUUGAUGCCAUUGAUAAAGGGUCAUCAAGAUGGAGAGGAGCUGAUGUUCUAGUGUUCAACACUGCACAUUGGUGGAAUCAUCAGAAAACGAAGGCUGGGAUUAACUACUACCAAGAAGGCAACCAAGUUUAUCCCCGGCUUGAUGUCACAACGGCCUUCAAACGAGCUCUACUGACAUGGGCAUCGUGGGCUGAUAAGAACAUCAAUCCACACAAGACGCGUAUAUUCUUCAGAAGCUCUGCUCCUGCUCAUUUCAGCGGGGGUCAGUGGGACACGGGAGGCCACUGCAGAGAAGCCUUUCGACCCCUAAACGAGACGUUCACCUCUGUCUACCCAGAGAAGAAUCUGAUCAUGGAGGAGGUCUUGAGGAAGAUGAAGACGCCCGUUACUUUCCUGAAUAUAACGCGUUUGUCAGAUUACAGACCGGAUGCUCAUCCGUCUAUAUAUGGAAGAAAAGCUAUAAAUCGAGGCGUCCAAGAUUGCAGCCAUUGGUGCUUGCCUGGUGUUCCAGAUAUCUGGAAUGAAUUGCUGUACUAUCAUUUGCAAUCAAGAAGAAAGGCCAUUUUGUAGACUAGAAAACAGUUUUGUGUCUUGUAAUUCUUUAAUUGAUGGUUUUCUCUUUCCACAACAGAGUUAGGCUGCAAUUGUAAAGUGAUGAACAUUUUAACGUUUGACUAACUCCUCCUCACUGUCGACAGCUCAAUCUUCCUAAGAAAAUAUUAACUGUAAUAUUCUUGAA
Molecule: messenger RNA, 2130 nt
Organism: Salvia miltiorrhiza (redroot sage)
Lineage: Eukaryota; Viridiplantae; Streptophyta; Magnoliopsida; Lamiales; Lamiaceae
Product: protein trichome birefringence-like 6
Exons: 5
Coding region: 393-1961 (522 amino acids)
Cellular component (GO): Golgi apparatus
Molecular function (GO): O-acetyltransferase activity
Source: RefSeq, a predicted model, not a curated record